CUGCAGGGGAAAAAAACCACACACACCUCUGCAUCCUGCUUCUCUUUUUACCCCUUAGGUACAGCUUGUACAAUCUGAAUGGAAUGGCCUGGCCCAAUUAUCCUCCUUGCAGAGCUGAAAAUUCCAGAGGUUCAGCAGCCUCGGAACACCCAUUUCCUACAACAGGGUGUCCUGGGUCACUCAAGCCUAUGCAUCUCUGUGGGGGGGAGGUGCUUAGGACCCAGUAGAAUUCUCUCUGAAUGACAGACAGUGCUUUAAAAGGCCAGGCAAAGCCCAGAUGUGACAGCCUGUGCCAUCCACAGCGAAACAGCAGUCACUACUGCAGCAGCAGCAGCAGCAGCAGCAGCAGCCUCCCAGCCCCAUUCCAGGUGCGGAGAAUUCAACAGCAGCACCCCCUUCCUAGGGAUUUUGUGCAUCUCCUCUUCCUAGUCUUGGGCUACCUCCAGGGUGCAAUAAUUGCCUUGCUUAAGCUGUCUUUUCCCUGCAGCAGGAAAGGACUUUGAUUCCACAAACAAAGCAGAUCAUUGUAAACAGGACAAUAGUCCUUGUUCCCCCGUUCAUGGAGCUGGUACGAAAGCCAGCGGAGCAUCACCGGUUUGCUGUCUAGGAAAAUGGACAUCACAGCAGAGCAUGGAAAACUGAUAAGCCUGUCAGCUCCUGAGAAGGAGGGGUGAGAUCUGAAGCACUACUCCUGCCCUUGCUGGGAAGUUAUGAAUAACUCACUGCUCUGGAGGAGACAGAAGUCAGAGAUGCUGCUGGCCACUGAAGGACCAUCAGCCUCACUCGACUUAGAUGAUUCGAGAGUGGCAUGGAAUUCAACAUGCAGAAGCAGGGCUGGCCUGACACAUUUUGCCGCCUGAAAAACGUCAAGAUGGCGCCCCCUCACAUUCCAUAUACAAAAGCAAACCAGGCUGGUGAUUGAAUCUGACUUUAGCACUGGUGAUGGGACAGUGUCUUCCACUGCACCUGAGGGCAGCAGAAUAGCUUAGGGGUGCAGGGGAUCAAGAACUACCAGGAAGGAAGAUGGUGGCAGUGACAUAUACUCUGAACAUCCACUGGUACUUCUUGCUGCUAAAACACAGGUCACUUUGAACUAGACCAUGGGGACAUUGGUAAACAAAACUAGGAUCAACUCUACCCAGGGUUUCGAUGCCUUCUCUUCACUUGGAGUGUCCCAGUUUCAGGAGGCCAUUGGCAUUUUCUUCAUGGUCAUGCUGAGUGUCAUUGCUUUGGUUGCCAACACAGCAGUCAUGGUAGUCAUCCUCAAGACGCCUUUGCUGAGGAAGUUCAUCUUUGUCUGCCACCUCUGCCUAGUAGAUCUGCUGUCUGCCAUUUUUGUCAUGCCACUGGGGAUCAUAUCCAGCUCCACCUGCUUCAACAGGGUAUUGUACAGCAUCGCCGAAUGCCAGACUCUGAUCUUCCUGAAUGUUUGUUUCAUCAGUGCCUCCAUCUUCACCAUCUCAGUCAUCAGCAUCGAGCGCUACUACUACAUUGUCCACCCCAUGAGGUAUGAAGUCAAGAUGACUACCGGGCUCGCAGUUACCGUUGUGGCUUUCAUCUGGGUUAAGUCCAUCCUUGUAGCUGCUUUGGCACUCGUGGGUUGGCCCCAAGUCGACGGGGCCAGCAGUGCCAGCAAGUGUACUGUGUACUGGAGCCCAGGUGCCCACAAGAAGAUCUUUGUGAUCAUCUUCAGCACUCUGUGCUUCAUAUUGCCCACCUUAAUCAUCUUUGCGGUCUAUGGCAGCAUCUACAAAGUGGCCCGGAUCGCAUCCUUGCAGCAUGCUCCUGUCCCAUCCUGGACUGCCACACCCAGACCAAGAUCAGACUCCAUUCACAGCCAAGUCACUAUAAUCACAACCAGAAAUGCACCUCCCAGGCUGUCACCAGAACGCUUGUUUGGCGGGAACAAAGCUGCCCUCACCUUGGUCCUGAUUGUAGGUCAGUUCCUCUGCUGCUGGCUUCCAUUCUUCUCCUUCCACCUCCACUGCUCCAUCAACUCUGCCUUGACCAUCCCCAGUUAUGGUGAAAUUAUUGUGACCUGGCUUGCCUAUUCCUCCUUUGCUAUCAACCCUUUUUUCUAUGGGCUGCUGAACCGUCAAAUCAGGGAAGAGCUGUCCAAGCUGGGGCGACACUGCCUCAGCAAGCCCCUGAGCCAAGAGCUGUGCAUCUCCAGUCCAGAAGGGUCCAUCCAUGAGAAUUUCCUCCAGUUCCUGCAGAGGACCAGUUGCACAACAGAGACCCGUUCUACGUAUGUGAAUUCCAGCCCUAGGAACACUUUGGACCAGACUACAAUGGGGUUCCGGAUCCCAGGACAGAUCCCAGAAGAAACCAACUGACGAAAGACCAGUGCUUUCAAGUCACUUCAGCCAUCUCUUUCCACCUGCCUUUUAAGUUAAGAGGGGAAGAACAGAAGGUUCAGUGCGCUGAAAGACCUGACCAAGCCUCCUUUAGGGAGGAAUCUGAAAUUGAACAAUUGAUUUUCUCUCUGAGAAUAAAUGUGAUUAAACGGA
Messenger RNA from Podarcis raffonei (Aeolian wall lizard), 2510 nucleotides. RefSeq names its product G protein-coupled receptor 62 (gene GPR62). Gene Ontology annotation, cellular component: signaling receptor complex; endosome; plasma membrane. NCBI's taxonomy places the organism in Eukaryota, Metazoa, Chordata, Lepidosauria, Squamata, Lacertidae. The record is from RefSeq and is a predicted model, not a curated record. The coding region runs from base 1101 to 2336 and encodes 411 amino acids. Gene Ontology annotation, biological process: G protein-coupled receptor signaling pathway. Gene Ontology annotation, molecular function: G protein-coupled receptor activity. The transcript is spliced from 3 exons.